ACAUCAUGUAUUGUGCGUUGUUGAUUGUGACAAUCGCCCUCGCCGGGGUAUGGGCCGAUGCUGAUGAAGAUAAAUCAAAAUGUAUACAAGCGUUGAAUCCUGGUACUUUCCGUUGUUGCAACAAAGGACCUAACAACAUGGGCUUGCCUAUAUCACCAGAAGCACUUCAUCGGGAUGAGGCUCUUAAAGAAUGUUUCCAAUUACCUGAAAUGAUGGAGUCUUGUGCACGAGAAAUAUGCAUUGGAAACAAAAGAGGAAUUGUGUCACUGGAUGGUAAUGUCGAUUUGGCUUCCGUGAAAUCGAAUGUUGAGAGAGAUUUUAAAGAAUCACCGGAACUUGUUACUAAAAUUGUACAAAACUGUAUUAAUAAUGGUUUCUCAAAAUUUGGAUCGGAUGAUAUGUGUGACAUAAUGAAGCUGAAACAAUGUCUCGAGCUGCAGAUACUGAGUAUGUGUACAGAAUGGAACAAUGAACCACCAUGUACAGGAUCAAAAGAUAUUAUCGAUAAGUGUUCUGAAAUAUAUGCGUAAUUUCUAUU
Achroia grisella is the source of this 538-nucleotide messenger RNA. RefSeq lists its product as uncharacterized. The transcript is spliced from 5 exons. Lineage: Eukaryota; Metazoa; Arthropoda; Insecta; Lepidoptera; Pyralidae. The coding region runs from base 6 to 530 and encodes 174 amino acids. The record is from RefSeq and is a predicted model, not a curated record.